AAAAAAAAAACAAAACAGUUUCAAAAAUCAUUACUCGUUUUUGAAAGGUAAUAGUAAUUUGAAGAAAAAAUAUACCCGUUAGGGACAGCUUGUUUUCAAAUGUAUUUAAACCAAACCAGAGGAGAGCCUCGCGUGUGUGUCUCUAAAGUCUCAACGUCUCUCUCUCACAUAACACCAAGCGAUUAGAGUAAACAUAUAUCAAAGGUAAAAAUCUCGAUGAACCACCGAUUGCUCUUUUACUAGGAUCAUAGGAUCGUAGAGAACUAGGUUCGAUGAGUUUAUGGAAAGCUAGGAAUGAAAUUAGGGUUUAGUUCGAAUCGGUUUAUUUUUUUUGGUUAGACCCAAAAAGAUCAAUUGAUUCUAACCGUCUAGUUAACCAAUUUGCAGAAGCGGAGAUGGCGGAAGGGCGCGAUAGACUCGAACGACAAAUUGAUUUUGCAUCAUUGUUUCUCAACAGACAGCGCGGAAGGAUCUUCGUUGACGAUGAAACUACAUGGACUGUGCAAGCAAGAGGUGGUAUUUGGCGGCGUGGAAGGCCUCGUCCUCGUACUCGUACUCGUCCUCGUGCUUCACCUUCAAGGAGGGCCCUCGCUGAUAUCACUGAUGUGAAUAGGGUGGGUACUGAGAGAAGGAGAGCAGUGGUUGGCCCAAGGCCCCUCCUUGAUACUGCUGUUGUUAGGGCGGGUACUGAGAGAAGGAGAGCAGUUGACCGUGUACCACUGGCUCAGCUCGAGCUCAGGUAUUCUGUGGCCAGUGCUGUUGCAUCCGCUGGAGUCAACCACCCCUCUUCCAUCGCUUGGGUUCAGCAGAAGUUGCUCUCACUCAAAGAGGAAUUAUCUGAUGGAGAGGAGGCCCUCACUCCAGAGCUCCUCAACUAUAUAGAUCAAGUGGGGAUUUAUCUGACGGAAGAGCUUGAGAAGCUGAAAAGCACACCAAGUGCGCAGAGAGCUGAGAGGGAGAGGAGGAUUCGAACAUUGAUGUCCAUGAGGUGACCGUUUGGGAACUCUUCACACUCUGAAAAGUAGGGAUCAUAGGCGUAAAAAAAAGUUGACGAUGAUACAAAGAGGGACGAGUGGAUAUCAUAUCACGGAGAGUACAUACUCCACGUUAUUACCAAUGUGGUGACUAAGUGAGCUUACUACUGUAAACUCUGAAAUGAUUCAUUGUUUGUGUUUUAGGCUUGAGAGUUAAUAUUACAUUUGCUUACUUUCUUUUUUCACUAUUUGUGAAAUUGGAAGAUUUUUUUGAUACC
Messenger RNA from Brassica napus (rape), 1252 nucleotides. Its product is annotated as protein POLYCHOME-like. NCBI's taxonomy places the organism in Eukaryota, Viridiplantae, Streptophyta, Magnoliopsida, Brassicales, Brassicaceae. The record is from RefSeq and is a predicted model, not a curated record. The transcript has 3 exons. Gene Ontology annotation, biological process: negative regulation of ubiquitin protein ligase activity; regulation of nuclear division. The coding region runs from base 396 to 992 and encodes 198 amino acids. Gene Ontology annotation, cellular component: nucleus.